This is a messenger RNA of Drosophila teissieri, 1168 nucleotides long. RefSeq names its product opsin Rh5 (gene Rh5). Bases 1 to 1149 code for a protein of 382 amino acids. Gene Ontology annotation, molecular function: G protein-coupled receptor activity. Gene Ontology annotation, cellular component: membrane. NCBI's taxonomy places the organism in Eukaryota, Metazoa, Arthropoda, Insecta, Diptera, Drosophilidae. Gene Ontology annotation, biological process: visual perception; G protein-coupled receptor signaling pathway. The record is from RefSeq and is a predicted model, not a curated record. The transcript has 3 exons.
AUGCACCUCAACGGCCCAAGUGGGCCACAGGCCUAUGUGAACGAUAGCGCCGGAGAUGGCGGCGUCUUCCCCAUGGGACAUGGAUAUCCGGCGGAGUACCAGCACUUGGUGCACGCCCACUGGCGGGGGUUCCGCGAGGCACCAAUUUACUAUCACGCCGGCUUCUACAUUGCCUUUGUCGUCCUCAUGCUGUCGAGUAUCUUCGGAAAUGGAUUGGUCAUCUGGAUAUUCUCCACCUCGAAAUCCCUGCGAACUCCCUCCAACCUAUUGAUUCUCAACUUGGCCAUUUUCGACCUGUUCAUGUGCACCAAUAUGCCGCAUUAUCUCCUCAACGCCUCAGUUGGCUAUAUAGUAGGCGGAGAUCUGGGCUGCGAUAUAUACGCUUUGAACGGAGGCAUCUCCGGGAUGGGAGCCUCCAUAACGAAUGCCUUCAUUGCAUUCGAUCGGUACAAGACCAUAUCCAAUCCAAUUGACGGACGAUUGAGCUACGGGCAAAUUGUACUGCUGAUCCUCUUCACCUGGUUGUGGGCCACUCCGUUCUCCGUGCUGCCAUUGUUCCAGAUCUGGGGACGUUACCAGCCGGAGGGCUUCCUGACCACCUGCUCCUUCGAUUACCUGACCAACACGGACGAAAACCGACUGUUUGUGCGCACGAUCUUCGUGUGGUCCUACGUGAUCCCGAUGACCAUGAUCCUGGUGUCCUACUACAAGCUCUUCACCCACGUACGCGUUCACGAGAAGAUGCUGGCGGAGCAGGCCAAGAAGAUGAAUGUGAAGUCGCUGUCGGCCAAUGCCAAUGCGGAUAACAUGAGUGUGGAGCUCCGUAUCGCCAAGGCGGCCCUCAUUAUUUACAUGCUGUUUAUCCUGGCCUGGACACCCUACUCCGUGGUGGCGCUCAUCGGAUGCUUCGGGGAGCAGCAGCUAAUCACGCCCUUCGUCUCGAUGCUUCCGUGCCUGGCCUGCAAGUCGGUGUCCUGUCUGGAUCCCUGGGUCUAUGCCACCAGCCAUCCCAAGUACCGCCUGGAGCUGGAGCGCCGUCUGCCGUGGCUGGGCAUUCGCGAGAAGCAUGCCACAUCCGGAUCAUCUGGAGGGCAGGAGAGUGUGGCCAGUGUCAGCGGCGAUACUUUGGCCCUCAGCGUGCAAAACUAAUGGUACAACUGUCGGAAUA